Acanthoscelides obtectus is the source of this 537-nucleotide messenger RNA. Lineage: Eukaryota; Metazoa; Arthropoda; Insecta; Coleoptera; Chrysomelidae. The record is from the annotation of a GenBank genome assembly.
GUUUUUUUCGAAACAAAAACUCCUCAUAAAAAUUAUUAUUAAGUUUUCGCUAUGAAAGGCAAAACUCUUAGCUCUCAAUCACAGGGCUUGGUACUAUCCUUGCUGAAUUAUUUUCAACAAGAAAAGGAUAAUGGAGGGCCUCUAUUACCAUUGUUAGCUGUCCAAGAGAGGGUGGCUCAGGCACUAAGUAUCAGUUUGUCCACUAUUACCAGAAUACAGAUUUUUUGUUUUGUUUCAGAGAAACAUGUCACAAUAGCAAAUUUGAAUAAAACGCUUAAAGAGAAAGAGCUUGCUUCUAUCAGCAAUAGCUCUUUACAAAGAGUGCUGCCCACCAUAGGCUUUAAAUAUAAAAAAGAUGGUAAUAGAAGAUUUCUAGUUGAGCAAUCCAGUAUUGCUUUACUUCGCACCAAAUGUUUGAGAAGUUAUAAUGACUAUGUGAACACUUCCUCGCAUCAAAUUGUUUUCAUGGAUGAAACAUGGAUAUUUUCAAAAGGCACUUAUGCUAAAAUGAAUAGUGGAUGGCAUGACAUGAAAUAG